AUCAAUACGGUAUUCCUUAAGGAUAUUUCCAGAAGUACUUGUAUUUACGAUACUCGAUAGGCACGCGCGACUGCACGAACAAGAUUUCCACCAAAAAACAAAAAGUGACCCAGAAGACCUAAUUAUUGUUCCUCUUCUCUCUUUUUUUCACACCAAUCCUCUGCUAUGCUCCAUUUCAAAAACUCUUUUUCUUUUAAAGGGGCAACUUCACUGCUUAGUUGCAGCGUCCAAUAAUCAGGUUUUAAUUAGUUGGUCUUAAUGUUCUGUGGAAUUUUCUUGAUCAGGGCUGUCAUGCUUCGGUCCCUUUGGAUGACAGCAAUGGUUAUAAAAAUCAUUCCAUACCCAAUCAUACCUUGAAAAGGCUUGGCCAGGGGGGUACUUUCAUGUGCUGAUAUUGUUUCUAUUGCCACCAGAGAUGGGAUUAUGCUUGCUGGUGGCCCUUUCUAUCUCUUUAACAGGACGGAGGGAGAGCAUUCAUUCAUAUUUCAAAGCACUGGCCGACAUUCCACAACCAGAUGAGAAAAAUGCCAAGUCAGCUUAUGGAUUUGAGAUUGUUCAAAUGGUUCUUGUGGACACUGAACAUGAUGAACAUGUGAAGAGGACUAUGAGUGAGAUAAAUGCGAUUGCAAGAAUGAAGGUGGUGGCUAACGAGAAGGCUGAAGCAGAAAAAAUUCUGCAAAUA
This is a messenger RNA of Quercus lobata, 682 nucleotides long. RefSeq names its product hypersensitive-induced response protein 1-like. The transcript is spliced from 5 exons. The annotation marks the transcript as partial. NCBI's taxonomy places the organism in Eukaryota, Viridiplantae, Streptophyta, Magnoliopsida, Fagales, Fagaceae. The record is from RefSeq and is a predicted model, not a curated record.